GGCCGGGCGGGAAAACAGCUGCUGAGGGCCGGCCGGAAAAGGUCUGUGGGCGCCGCUUCCGCUCGCCAUUUCGCGCCGAGCCUCUCCUUAGCGCUCGUGCCGCCGCCGCCAUGACGGACCGCUACACCAUCCACAGCCAGCUGGAGCACCUCCAGUCCAAGUACAUCGGGACGGGCCACGCCGACACGACCAAGUGGGAGUGGCUGGUGAACCAGCACCGGGACUCGUACUGCUCCUACAUGGGUCACUUCGACCUGCUCAACUACUUCGCCAUCGCCGAGAACGAGAGCAAGGCGCGCGUCCGCUUCAACCUCAUGGAGAAGAUGCUGCAGCCCUGCGGGCCGCCCGCCGACAAGCCCGACGAGUCCUAGCCCGCCCCAGCCGCCUUCCGGCCCCGGCCCCAGGGCGCUGCGCUUUAGGGGCGGGUGGGCCGGAGCGAGCGGCGGUGCUCCGGGGAGCUCGCCUGCCCGCCCGCCCGCCGACACCGAGCCCGGCGCCGCGGGGCUGCCUUGCGCCCGCGGGAAGGACCAAGGAGCCGCCUCAGGGAGCGCUGUUGACUGUUGCCCUCCGACCUCGUGGUCCCUGUGCUUCAGUGUGGUGUUCUCUCGGAGGACUGUGACGGGAGAGGCCUCGCAAAACGCCAGCGUCUGGACUGCUUCAGCUCUCACAUGUACCAUUGUUCGGAUCUUUUAGAAAUGGAAAAUAAUAAAUCUUACUGGGCAUUUCUAAUGUUUUGUUUAGUAAUCGGCUUAUAAGAGCUCCUCGUUCUGAAAGGAGUGCUGGUUAAACGGCAUUAAGCGUUUAUACAGCCAUCCGGGGUGCGAGUCUCAGGUACUUCACAGGCAGCAUUUUCCCAGCCGGCCUGACCGGUGCUUGCGUACCAGAGCGGUGUUUUGAAGAAAGUGAGGAUCCCUGCUGUCACGGGAAGAGUUUGACGUGGUGUUAGUGUUUAUUGUGUGAAGUGGUUUGUGGUAAAGCACAAGUCAGUUACUCUAGUGCUUCAAAAUGGCUUUUCUUUAAACACCUUUUUCUUGCCUCAUCUUCCUCUUUCCUGUACUUUGUGUUUUCCAAACCUUAAUUCUCCCUGAUCCAACUUAAUUACUUUUUACUUUUUUUUUACUGGUGUUUUCUAGUCAUGUAGUGGUGUUUGGGAUGUUUUUCUACAUUACACUAAACAAGUGUAUUAAUGUGGGGUUAGGCACUGCCAAUAUGGAAUAUUAGGAACAUAAAGAUUACUACUACUGUGAAGUAAAAUGCUUUGAGGUGAAAGAAUCUUAGACUGCAAACUGAACUAAUGUUGACUUUUGAUGUGUCAUGUAAAGUAGGCUUUAUAUUCACUUUAAAAUCUCAGUUCUGAUGAAUGGGAAGAGUAAAACAUAGAGAUAUGUUGCUUGGAGAAAUUAAGUGCUCUUGUUUCAGACAUGGCUCGUAGCUCUGGGUAGCUGUGGAUUUGGUGUGGAUUCUUUUUUGGACAUUGAGAGUUCAGUGUUUUCUGAUCCUAUUAAGACUUACCAAUGAUCUUUUUUUCCCUUAAAUCAGCAAUCUCAAAACACUAUUGAGUCUUAUAAAACUAAGCUAUUCAUAAUAUCAUGAUAAAGUAAUAAGAAGUGCACAAGCUCCUGGGGCCACGUUGAAGUCAGUACAUCCAUAUUCUGAAGAAUUCAGAGAUGGCAUUUUUCCAAUUUGGUUGCACAUAUUAAGAUGAGGGGGGGCGUGAAGUGGUCCUAAAUAAUUGUUACCUGCAAGUUUUGUGAGGAACUACUGCUAUUUCCAGUAAAUGAGGGGGAUUUGUUUGGUUUUCACUUCUCAUGCAAGCUGGUGCAGGUGAUUUGAAGAGCAUCUGUUCCUCGCGUGCUGAGGAAUGUGGCUGGAAGGUUUUACCUAACUUGAGUUCAGGCACUUACUAGUGCAAUGCAGUCUUGCAAAAAUUGAGUAAAAUUUGUAUCUAAAUCAAGCAAGUUUCCUGUUGCUGUUAGUAGAAGUCUGUUCUAGGACCAAAUCUUAGAAACUUACCUUUUCCCUGAUAAGCAACAUGCUCAGUGAAAAAGGGUGGUAUGGGGGAAUCCGACGGGGAAAGCUGCUGCUCCUGCUUCUCUUGCCUUACACCUUAGCCACUCUGUCCAGAGAGAAAAAAAGAACAGAAGGAUCAAUUACUCUUAUUUCUUUGCCCAAAAGUAGCUCUGUGAGGUGUCUGGUCUGCUGGCAGCCAACAGGCAGUUGGUGUGUGCGACAGCAAUGUCAGGGUUAGUUCACUGGUGGCAAAGGAGGUUGAGCCCCAGCGCUGGGACUCGGGAACUGGAAGAGCUGGGGUGAGGGUACAGAUGCUUCUGUAACAGGUUGGAAACUGAACUUGCAAAGUUUUGACAAGAUGAGUCUUGAAUCUCUUUAACAUGGAACGAAAAAGAGAAACUGCAACUUAAUCCACUCCUCUGUAAGUUACAACUUAAAAACAUUUCAAGCAACAUUUCUUUGAGACUAAACUGCUAGAAUUAGCUCUAUCGAUGGGUAUUCUCAAUACUCAAUACAUUUUAAAAUGUGAGCAACAAAUAUGUGACAUGUAAGUAAAGAUAAAUGUCCCCUUGCAGGCCAACUCCUCAUUAUAUAGCACAAAUAGCAUUCAGAGAUGGGUCAGUUACGUGCUGAGUUAACUUGCUGGUUCUGUUCACCUGUGCUCACUUGAAUCCCAGUUAAGCACAUGCCUGUUUUAGUGGAAAAGGUUUUUAGGAGUGCCUGUACUAAGUAAUGUUUGUGAGACAUUACAAACACUUAAGAACUAGAGAAAACCAAAGGGAUGUUAGAAUUCCUGAGAGUUCAAGAUAAACUUGAAAACAAAUGGGAGACACUGAAGAGUGUGUUUCUGGGCUAUGAUAUUUUUCCUAAAUCCCAAAGCAUUCUUAGAACCAAUGAAGGCAGUGAGCAGUUCUUGGUAUUGGGAAGGGUAAAGCAUCAAAAGAAUAGAGUUACCUGUCCUACCGGGAUACAUCUGGUUUUUACUUCCAUCCCGGUUAAAAGAUGAAGGGUACUGUUUGUUUAAAAAUUUUCUCUAUAUCUGCAUGAUGUUCUUUUUACAUCCAAGUGUGGCUUUAAUUGGGCUUCCCACUGUGAUCUCUGGCUCGUGUUCCUGAGUUUCUGUAGCUUAAUUUCACGUAGUGUGAAGUAGGAGAAAUACAAACUAUUUCCAAUGUGAUGUGCAUUGUCUUUGGUGAGAAGGAAUUUCACCUGCUUGUGUUCUGGUAGUUAAUGUAUAUUUGUAAAUUCUCUGUAGAGUAGAACAUACAUGCAUUUUUAAUUAAAAAAUUUCUAGUGGAUAUUACAUAUAGUAUUUAAUGACUGCUUAGCUAAAAAUAGGAUGUUAGGCCGUCUAGGAUUUAUAGAUACAGUGAGAAGUAAGUGGAUGGCAGGAGAAAGGAGAAAGGUUUGCUUCUGGUGCCUUAAUUAUAGAUGAUUGAAGAGAAGAAGAACCAAGCUUGGCUCUUAUAGAAAAAAACAUGCAAAGCUUCAUGCUAAGGUGUUUUAUUUUACUUACAAAUGGACUAUACUUAAGCCAGAAAAGAUUACUGUAGAAGUGCACUGCCACCUUUAUUUUUAAUUAUGUUUGCUACCAUUCUGUUAGUAAUGUGGCUGCCUUUUACAACAGGUAGCAUAAGUGUGAGGUUUGCUAAUUAUUUUAUAUAUUAAGAAAAUUCAGUGGUUUGUUUUCUGUAUUCUAGUUACUUUUCAUUCUAAGUGAUUUUUUUCUUCCUGUGCUACACCAGAGGGCAGCAAAUGCUGCUGCUGUUCAACCGGAGGCACAGAUCGUUAAUAGAAUGGCAUUCUAUCAUGCAAAUUUUCUCUGAAAAAAAUAGAUGGAUACUUCUAAAAAUUGCUAAAACUUUCCAAUAGUCAGAAAUACUUAACUUUUUUCAAUGUAAGGUUCAAAACAUCUAUUACACCUUUUAUUCACCAUGGGUGAAUAGAGCAGUAUGGGUAGCAUAGUUGGGAAAAAAAAAAGUCCAUUUUGAAGUGAUACAUGUGAAAUCAGAUUUUUUGAACAGGUCAAUUACAACAGCAUUUACUCAGGUUCAAGCAGGGCAUAAUUAACCCAUGUUUUCUCCUGCGGCACAGCUGACUUAGAAGUUCUUCAUAGUCUGAUGCCUCUUGCGUAAGGUUGGUAACAGUGCUUGUGGGGCUGCAGUGUAAAUCACAUUGCUGAAACUGUGUUAGAUUCAACUUGCAAAGUUAGGGUUUGUAACCAUCCUGCCAAGCCCCGAGGUUACGUUUAACGUCUGAUUUCUCUCAUCGCUUUUAUAGCUUGACCACACAUGGCACUGGCACAACCGAAUAGCGAACUGCUGUGGACAGGCUGAGAAUGACCAGGCUGGUGCAGGACUGUCUGAACUCUGUAGCAUUUGUAUUUUAUGUCCUGUUUGGUAUAAAUACUGAAAAAAACAAAUGUACAAUGCUGACGAAUGGAGAAUAGUAAAUGCUUGUGUUUUGUGAUUACUGGUGAUGGGGUACUACUACUAUAAAUCACUUCCCACUU
Messenger RNA from Strigops habroptila (Kakapo), 4522 nucleotides. It is a transcript of the gene SF3B5, whose product is annotated as splicing factor 3b subunit 5. The coding region runs from base 111 to 371 and encodes 86 amino acids. Gene Ontology annotation, cellular component: precatalytic spliceosome; U2 snRNP. The transcript has a single exon. Gene Ontology annotation, biological process: mRNA splicing, via spliceosome. The record is from RefSeq and is a predicted model, not a curated record. Lineage: Eukaryota; Metazoa; Chordata; Aves; Psittaciformes; Psittacidae.